Molecule: messenger RNA, 2557 nt
Organism: Cavia porcellus (domestic guinea pig)
Lineage: Eukaryota; Metazoa; Chordata; Mammalia; Rodentia; Caviidae
Product: tetratricopeptide repeat protein 39B-like
Exons: 2
Coding region: 532-2349 (605 amino acids)
Biological process (GO): regulation of cholesterol metabolic process; regulation of cholesterol efflux; negative regulation of cholesterol storage
Molecular function (GO): protein binding
Source: RefSeq, a predicted model, not a curated record
AUUUAACAGUUUUCGAACACCGGUCACGGGCGGAGGGAUACGUUACCAUGGGAACGCCAGGGUCUCGCUUAGAAACCUAUGGCUUUCCCCGCGACAUCCUGCCCUCCCCACCCUUUCCCUCACCCUUUUUGUGAACCCUCCUGGUGUUCCUUCCAUUCCCCCUGCCUUUUCGCCCCCAUCCCUUUUCAGUUUUCCCUGAUCUUGGAAUCCUCAACUCUGGUAAUCCCGGUACAGGUGCAUUAGACCCGCUUAUGAAAGGCUGUAGAAUUUCACCGCUGAUGUAGCUGUCGCCGCUUUUCUGAUGGGGAGCCUGGCCUGCUCUACUACUCUGAUCUGUGGGGCUGUUUAGAGAUGUGAAUAUCCUAAUGCUGCAGCACGCAGCUAGUCUUUGGUCUCUGUCUGUUUUGAUAGCAUCACUUCAGACUGAGCUUUGUGUGAAAGAAGAGACCCUGGCUGGGAGAGCAGAGCUAUCCUCGGGGCCACCACUUCACUCCGCUUUGGACAUCUCCAGCUCUAAGUGCGGAAGCAGACAUGCCUCUCAUCCCAAGAAAAAGAGAAAAGGAUAGAGAAGAUACUUUAAGUCUGUCAUUCACUUUCAGUGAAAGAGAAACUGACAAGGACGUCAAGUUAAAAAGAUCACUCCCUAAAAGAGAAAGUGUUCAUGAUGACAAGUUCGAAGACGCCUAUGAAAUUAUCCCUGUGGCAACAACCAUGAAUCUAGUCUCUUCCUUGGAAGAAUGUACAACUGGAUUGUACUUGUUUCUAAAUAACAGAUUCUCAGAUGCCAUAAACCUCAUUCACCCGUGGUCUAAAAACAGCGUGUACCACGCCCUGAUAUACAGUAUGCUGAUGGUUGUCAAAGCCAUCCUGACUUUUGAUCCACAAGAUAUACGGAUUGGAAUGAAUGCCGCAAAGGAAGCGUUGAAAACCUGUAACAAUUUCCGAAAAAAAGGAAGAUUAAUGUCUUUAUAUCAUCUAGUGAGCAGACAGGGAAUAAAUGCUGUCACAGAAGAGGAAUUGCACGCCGAGGUCUGCUAUGCUGAGUGUUUGAUCUUGAAAGCUGCCAUAACGUUUAUACAGGAUGACAGUUUGCUUGGUUUUCUUAAAAGCGGAAUUAACAUUGGAGCAAGUUACCAAACAUACAAAGAUUGUCAACAGGUGGUGGCAUAUAUGUCUCACAGCCAUAGCAAAGCCCACAGACACCUGGUGGGAGGAAUCAAGUUUGGACUUGGAGCGUUCAACUUGAUGUUAUCACUUGUUCCCCCAAGGACACUUAAACUUCUCAAUAUUGUGGGAUAUUCUGGUGACAGAGAGGUAGGCUUGGCUUUGCUUCAUGAGAGUGCAUCUGAACUCCAUAUAAAUAAUAUUUUAAGUGUUCUGACUUUACUCUUUUAUUACAAUUACAUUUAUGUAGCUUUUGGCAUUGAAAAUAUCUCCAAUUCUGCUACAGAGAAUCUCCUCCUAACCUACCUCAAGAGGUUUCCAAAUUGUGUCAUACUUAAAUUUUUUCAUGCGCGUCUCAGUAUGUUGAGAGGGAAUUUUGAAAAGGCACAGCUGAAAUUACAGGACUGCAUUUUUAUUCAGAGUGAAUGGAAGCAGGUUCAUCACCUCUGUUACUGGGAACUCAUGUGGUGCCACGUGUUUCUGCAGAACUGGAGGCAGGCUUACUACUGUGCCCAUCUGCUGUACCUGCACAGCAGGUGGUCCAAGGCCACCUACGUGUACAGCAAGGCUGUCAUCCUGGCUCUGCUUCCUUCUGACUUCGUGAAAUCAGUCAAAGAGGACACUAACUCUCUCUUUUUAAAUGUGGACAGCCUAAGAAUCAAAAUUUUAGGCACACCCGUGCCCAUAGAACAGUUCAUUGCUGAGAAAGGUCAGCGCUACGGAACUACUACAGGCUGGUUUACAGCACAGCCCCUGCUGGAAUUCAUUUAUGCCUGGAGUGGAUUCCGGAUCAUGAGCAAAAGGCUGGAGCUUAUAUCAAGCUGGCUGUCAAUAAUUGACAGAGGGAAAGACCUUUUGCAAGAAAAUCCAAAUGAAGUGUAUGGCACAGACGACAUAAGUUUGCUAUAUCUGUUGAAAGGUCUGUGCCUGAAGCACUUAGGCAAAUACCUGAAGGCCGAGCACUACUUUAACCGUGUUAUUCAGAAGGAGAAAGCGUUAAAAUAUGACCACUAUUUGGUGCCAUACACUCACUACGAGCUGGGAAUUCUACACUACCUGAGAGGAGAUUAUGCCAGUGCAACGAAAAGCCUAAACAACAUUAGGAACUACAAAGAUUAUCCCAUGGAAGCCCGAUUACAGUUCCGGGCUCACAUAGCCCUGGAGCAAAUCGCCAAAGAAAAGUGACAUAAACACAAAGGGUGCCUGUGUUUAGUGUGAGUCAAAAAUCUACAUCAGCAAGCUAAUGAGCAGGUAGAAAAAUCAUUUCUUCGUGGAAAAAUAUCCAAGAGAUGGUUGCUAAGCAUCUGAUCAGUAGCAAGUAAAAAAGGAACUGGCCAUUCCCCCCCCUCUUUCCUUUUCCUUGCCUGUAAAAUACAUGGCUUAGCCUGGUAAA